Ipomoea nil (Japanese morning glory) is the source of this 3543-nucleotide messenger RNA. RefSeq lists its product as uncharacterized. Gene Ontology annotation, molecular function: RNA-DNA hybrid ribonuclease activity; nucleic acid binding. Lineage: Eukaryota; Viridiplantae; Streptophyta; Magnoliopsida; Solanales; Convolvulaceae. Bases 1 to 3543 code for a protein of 1180 amino acids. The record is from RefSeq and is a predicted model, not a curated record. The transcript is spliced from 4 exons.
AUGAGUACAUUGAGCUGGAACUGCCGUGGCUUGGGUAAUCCACGGACAGUUCGGGAGAUUGAGGACGUAGUGUCCCGCAAGAAACCCGAUUUUGUAUUUCUGAUAGAAACCAAGGUUAACCGAGAUCAUGCAGAGCGACUUCGGAUUAAGCUGGGUUUCGAAGGCCUUUUUAAUGUGGAUAAUUCUGGAUUGAGUGGAGGACUGGCAUUGUUGUGGAGAACGAAUGAUAUUGCAAGAAUAAUGGGUUAUUCUAAUAAUCACAUAGAUGUGGAGGUGAGUGUGCCAGGGUUUGCUAAGUGGAGGAUGACUGGGUUUUAUGGCUUCUCGAAGCGUCCGCAGAGAAGGGAGUCGUGGGACCUUAUUCGAUCGUUGGCUAGUAGAUCGGAUCUGCCAUGGGUGAUUAUUGGAGAUUUUAACGAUCUCUUAUAUCAGUAUGAGAAACGGGGAGGAAAUCCCCAUCCAGACAGUUUGCUACGGGGGUUUGGAGAAACAAUUGAAGAGUGUGGUUUGACGCAGUUGCCAAUGUCUGGAUAUCCCUACACUUGGGAAAAAGGUUCAACAUCCCUAGCUGAAUUUCGGAGACUAGAUGAAUGUUUGGCUCAUGUUGAGCUACAAGAGGAUACGUACUGGAGGCAGAGGGCCAAACAGCAUUGGCUCAAGGAUGCGGAUUCAAACACCAGAUUUUAUCACAGUACUCCUGCUAUUGAUGAUGAGUUCUUUGGGAGUAUACACUCACGUGUGACAGGCAUACAGAAUGAGAGUUUACUGCGCCCCUUUGAGGAAAAGGAGAUUAAAACUGCAUUGUUUUCGAUGUAUCCUGAUAAAGCACCAGGGCCGGAUGGUAUGAACCCUGGUUUUUAUCAGCACUUUUGGGAUGUAGUGGGUACUGAUGUUUCCUCUUAUAUUCUGAAUUGUUUGAAUACUUGCUCAAUGCCUGAUAAGUUAAAUGAAACGAAUAUUAUCUUGAUUCCCAAGAAGAAAACCCCGGAAAUGGUUUCUGAUUAUAGACCAAUUGCUUUGAGUAAUGUCGUUUACAGAGUUAUGGCAAAGGUAAUUACAGCCAGGAUGAAACCAUUAAUGGAGAGUAUUAUAUCAGAAUCCCAGAGUGCAUUUAUAUCUGGAAGACUAAUUACAGAUAAUAUCUUGAUAGCUGCGGAAGUUGGCCAUUUUUUGAACAGGAAGCAGUGUGGGCUAACAGGUUGGGGAGCUUUAAAGCUAGAUAUGGCGAAGGCUUAUGACCGUAUGGAAUGGGCUUUUUUGGAAAGGAUGCUAAGGGCACUGGGAUUUGAUGAAAGAUGGAUAGAGUUACUGAUGAUGUGUGUAACCACUGUAUCUUACAAUGUAAUGGUAAAUGGUUCGAAGACUGAUGAAAUAACCCCGACUCGUGGUUUAAGGCAAGGUGAUCCCCUCUCACCUUAUUUGUUUAUUAUUUGCGCUGAGGGACUUUCAAUAUUAUUACAACAGGCACAGGCAAAAGGGGAGAUACAUGGAUGUAGAGUGGCAAGAGGAGCUCCCUCAAUUACUCAUCUAUUCUUUGCUGAUAGUCUGCUUUUUUUCAAAGCAAAUACUCAAGAGGCCGGUGUGGUAAAACGGUGUUUGUCGGAAUAUGAAAAAAUGUCUGGCCAGGCAGUUAACUAUCACAAAUCAAACAUUUGUUAUAGCAAGAAUACUCGUGCUGAAAUAAGAGAGGAGAUUGCUGAUAUGUUGGGAAUAGUGCAGGCUCAGAAUUUUGGAAAAUACUUGGGGAUUCCAUCAUUUGUGGGCAGGAAUAGAAAGUCUAUGCCUACCUUUUCAAUGAGCGUUUUUCUACUCCCUAUGACUCUGUGUACUGCCAUUGAACGAACCAUGAAUCGAUACUGGUGGAGAGCGAGAGAUGACCAGGGUAUUCAUUGGAAAGCUUGGGAUAAACUGUGUAUCCCAAAGGAAUAUGGAGGAUUGGGGUUCAAAGAGCUACGUGCCUUUAACCUUGCAAUGUUGGGCAAGCAAGCGUGGCGCUUUCUGACACAGCCUCAUUCGUUGGUCUCAAGAGUAUAUAAGGCCAGGUACUAUCCCACCAAUUCUUUCUAUGAAGCAUGCUUGGGGAAUAACCCAAGUUUUUGUUGGCGAAGUAUUUUGGCAGCACAGGAUUUAAUUUGUGGAGGGGUUAGGCGCUGGAUUGGGAAUGGCAAAUCAACUUUGAUUUGGGAACACCCAUGGUUACAGGAUAUGAGUCACCCGAAAAUUGUAACAGAAAAACCACCCCAAUUGGCACAGGCAAAGGUGAUGGGACUGAUGGACCAACAGACAGGUACCUGGGACCAAGAGAUACUAGCUGAUAUUUUGGAUCCUGGGGAUGUAGAGCAAGUUCUAAAAAUACCUGUGUCACCAGAUUAUGAGGAUUUGUGGUAUUGGUAUGGGGACCCAAAAGGUGAAUAUUCGGUGAAAAAUGGUUAUAGAACAAUCGUGGGUAACUACACCCAAACGGUUGGGACCUUUGAUAAAUGGAAAGUAUUAUGGAAGCUUAAAGCCCCCCCAAGGUGGAAAACAUUUCUGUGGAGAGCUUUACAUGAUAUUUUGCCCACUACGAAGAAUUUACUUAUAAAGAGAGUUGAUAUUGAUCCAACAUGUGCCAUGUGUGGAAUUGGGCAUGAAGAUAUUGUGCAUUCGUUGAUCACAUGUGAUUAUUCGACAAACAUUUGGGCACAAUCCCACCUUCCAAUCCCAAAUAGUGUCACAAAUAUUUUCAGUGAUUGGUUUAAUGAUUUGAUGAAUACUUUAGAUAAUGAUGGAAUUAUUUAUGCAGUGGCACUCUUAUACUAUAUUUGGCGGGCAAGGAAUGGGGCUGUAUGGGAGGCAGUCUUACCCAGGCCUCAGAAAAUAAUUGCAAUGGCAUCAUCAGCUGUGAAUUCUUGGAAACAAGCCCAUCCUGGACUGCGAGUACUGGCCACUUCCUCAGCGGCACCCAGCCGGACUGCCACUGGGGCAGCAUCGUCCAACCGGACUGCCACCGUGGUCGACAGCCACGUAGCUACGCCGAACCCCACGGCAAAUCGCGUUAUUACUGCAGAGCUGCCAGCGCCGAUUAUGGACUCCCAGCCCACAUCACAUAUGAGGAAUCAAUGUUACUUCGAUGCGGCAUACGACCCACACACGAACAAAGCAGCGGUAGGAGCUAUUAUUCUAAAUUGGCAAGGACAUUAUAUUUCGGCUAUGACUGCCCCAAUGAUAAAUUGUUUCUCACCACUAAUGGCGGAAGCCAAUGCAUGCAAGGAAGUUUUGUCGUGGCUAAGAAACCGCGGAAUACAAUCUAUCGACCUCUUCACGGAUUGUUUGGUACUACAACAAUACCUAUCAUCUACGACGCACUCGUCAAGAUCGUACUUGGGAUAUGCCGUUGAUAGUUGCAGGACUAUUAUGUCGUCUUUUGAUUAUUGUUUACUUCAGUAUGUUCCUAGACUAGAUAAUUAUUUAGCUCAUACUUUAGCAUCUACUGCUUUUACUCAGACAACUAGUAUGUACUCGGAUUAUGAUCCGCCAGCAUCUAUUUCUGCAUAUUUUCAAUAA